Selaginella moellendorffii is the source of this 1520-nucleotide messenger RNA. Its product is annotated as gibberellin 2-beta-dioxygenase 8. The transcript has 4 exons. The record is from RefSeq and is a predicted model, not a curated record. Gene Ontology annotation, molecular function: dioxygenase activity. The coding region runs from base 326 to 1438 and encodes 370 amino acids. Lineage: Eukaryota; Viridiplantae; Streptophyta; Lycopodiopsida; Selaginellales; Selaginellaceae.
UUUUUGUUGUGCUUUCUUUUUUGUUCAGGCGUUUUAUAAAUAUAAUAACCUUCCUUUGCUAUACUACAGUGCUCUUCCGCCUUGACUCCACCAGAACAUCCUUUUUAUCUGAGCUACGAGUAGACUUUAGAGCGAGUAUCCACAUGGUGGCAUAUACGAUUGUCCGGCAGUGAAGCUGGCCAAACAGGAGCCGCAAGAAUGAGGGUGCGGACAGGAUACGUUGGGGUCGUCAACUAUUCGUUUUAGACAAUUACGUAGUCCGGUGGCAGCAUGGUUGUGGACAAAAGACCAGGGCCCAGAGUAGAAGCUCCGCGCUGCUAUAUAGAUGGUGGUCAAGCUUCCCAAGCAUUCGAAGAUGGCUCCUACUCAAGGCGGUACUCAAGGCGGUGUUGACUACAAGCUCACUACGUUUUUGCAAGGCUCUUUAACUCUGGAUGACUACGUCUGGUCUCAAGAGGAGUGGCCAAAGGUUGCUUACAACGAUUACAACGACGAGGACACCGUCCCCAUCAUCGAUAUCUCGUUGCUGAGGUCCGAGGAUGCCGCAACCAGGUCAAAGGGGCUCAAGGAUCUCAUGGAAGCCGCCAGAGAGUGGGGAUUCUUCCGGCUUGUUAACCACGGGGUUCUAAGCGAUGUUACUGAAAAGCUGGAGUCGGACGGGAAGGAGCUCUUUGCUCUGCCGCUGGAGCAAAAGAAGAAGGCAGUGCGGCUUCCAGAGAGCAUAAUUGGUUACUACUUUGGAGCCGAGUCCGUCUUCUCCAAAGCAUGGCUGGAAGCGUUUCAUUUCUCGGGUGACAAGGAGGUCACAGACAACAUGAUCCGGCAAGUUUCUCCCGAAAACUUUAAUGAGCUAAGUGCGAGCGUUCAUAACUACAUCGAUGCCUACCAAAAGCUCGCGAUCGAGGUCGUCGAGCUCAUGGCCAUUGCGCUUGGACUGGAGCCUUCGACGUUUAGCAAGUACACUGCUACAAAAGGCGACAAGUCUACAGUUCGCGUUUGCUACUAUCCGCCGUGUCCUCAGCCGCAGCAGACUCUGGGACAGCGUCCACACGCCGACCCGAUCCUCAUCACCAUCGUUCACCAAGACGACGUUGGCGGCCUCCAGAUUCUCAAGAACAACCGAUGGAUCGCGGUCAAGCCCGAGCCUGGCACCGUGGUUGUCAACGUUGGAGACACUCUCCAGGUGCUGAGCAAUGACAUCUAUCCCAGCGUCCAGCACCAGGUUGUGCUCAACAGCGAGCGGAGCCGACUGUCCAUGGCUUUCUUCCUCAUCCCCGAGGCCAACGCUCUCAUCGUCCCGGCAAAAGGGCUCGUGGACGACGAACAUCCGGUGAGGCACCCACCUUUCAUCUACAGGGACUAUCGCAAAUCUUAUGGAGAGCGAAGAGCAGUCGGCAAGAGCCACCUUGAAUCGUUUUACACGCUCAAAGACGCAUAGGACGACUUAUAGAUAAUUGUUCUACUUUGUUUUCCCAUAUACACUUUUGCUAAUAGAAAAGAAUAAGAAGUUUUCUUGUUUA